AUGCCGACAUCCUCAACCACCUCUCAACACCUCCCUCACGCCAAUGACCACACGCAAUCGAGCUUAUCUGUACUGCGACAUAAUGGCUCCCGCGUCACAAUAUUCGAUAUCCCAUUGAUCCUCGACGAGAUACUCCGCCACCUCACAAUAUUCGACCUUCGCAACUGCCAGCGUGUGAGCAAGUAUUGGAACGGUCUAUGCCGUCCAGGGAUAUGGAGCCUGCACAAGCUUGUUAUCUGGGGACAGGAGCAACAGCAACAGUUGGCGCAGCAGGAGCAGAAGGAAGGAAAGGCACCCGACACCAUGCUGCCAACACAGACAACGACUGCGUGGGACUUGAUUGACAGGAACUCGGCCUUACGAUCACUCUCUCUCGAGAACACCGAGCUGCUGCUUCCACAAUUGACGGCGUCCUACCUCAAUUCGUUGAAGCAGCUGACUCUUGGCCCGGUCCCGCGAGGACUCUGCCGGUCACUCGUAGAUAACCUUGUCGCCUUCUGCCCGUUCCUCAUUGACCUUGAGAUGUCUGAGGUCGGGUUGCACGAUUUGGAGAUGUUUCGCCUGGUCCAGAGCUACGUCGGAUUGCAGCGAGUCGACAUUUCCAUCUACGCGAACAUGACUGACCGAGUCAUCCCGACCCUGAUCCAAGCCUCUGAUGACGGAACGACUAUGUCGGAAGUUGAGGGACCUGAAGAGGUUGAAGUCGAUUCGGUUGGAUAG
Linnemannia hyalina is the source of this 720-nucleotide messenger RNA. The record is from the annotation of a GenBank genome assembly. Lineage: Eukaryota; Fungi; Mortierellomycota; Mortierellomycetes; Mortierellales; Mortierellaceae.